Planococcus citri (citrus mealybug) is the source of this 1016-nucleotide messenger RNA. RefSeq lists its product as uncharacterized. Gene Ontology annotation, cellular component: intracellular membrane-bounded organelle. Gene Ontology annotation, molecular function: peptidyl-prolyl cis-trans isomerase activity. The transcript is spliced from 6 exons. Bases 72 to 806 code for a protein of 244 amino acids. Gene Ontology annotation, biological process: protein peptidyl-prolyl isomerization. The record is from RefSeq and is a predicted model, not a curated record. Lineage: Eukaryota; Metazoa; Arthropoda; Insecta; Hemiptera; Pseudococcidae.
UCAGCCUUUCAGUUUUCACCAAGUAUUUAUGUGACGAGGUUAACGUGGUGAAAUAAUUUUAAAUUAUUGACAUGAAUAUUCUACCGAUUAAAAUAAUUCCACUGCUGGGAAUAUUGUUUUGUUACUUUCAUAAAAGUUUAUGUAGUACAGUUAGUUUAAAAGUUACUCAUGAAGUAUUCCUUGAUAUAACAAUCGAUGGAAAAGAUGUUGGAAGAAUAACCGUAGGUCUAUUUGGCGAUGAUGUCCCGAAAACGGUCAAGAAUUUUUUGACUAUUGCCACCAAAGGAAUAAAAGGACGAACUUACGCGGGAACUAGAUUCAAUCGUCUGGUCCCUAGACAUUUUAUUCAAGCUGGGGAUAUUGUAAAUAAUGAUGGAACUGGCUCCGUUAGCAUUUAUGGCGAGCACUUUCCAGAUGAAAAUUUCAAAAUAAAUCAUACCGCGCCGGGAUUUGUCAGCAUGGCUAAUUCUGGACCUAAUACAAACGGUUGUCAAUUUUUCAUUACAACUUUGGAAACACCUAUGUUUAAUCGACGUAACGUGGUAUUUGGAAAAGUUAUUAAAGGGCAAAAUAUCGUACAUUUGAUCGAAUACCAGAAAAGAAAUUAUUACAACGAAAGGCCAUUGCUUGACAUACGAAUCUCCGCCUGUGGUGAAUAUCCAGUCUCUUCGCCUUAUUAUGUAUCCGAUCAUCCAUAUACACUUUGGGCUUACUUCAGUGGUAUCGUUCCUCCGUUGUGUUUCUCUUUGGCUAUUUUGGGAACUUUUCAAUGGAUCAUGAAUCGACUGGAUGCUGCCUGUAUAUAAGCGAAAUACAAUUUAAUCGUGUGAAGAUGAAGUAUUUCAUGCUGUGAACGCCGUGUGACACCUGGAGUAAAAUUUUUAUCAUUUUAAAAGAAAUAUUGUCUGAAAAAUUGAAUUUGGAAAAAUGUAUAAGUAUCUGUAUUUGCAAGAAUAAUGUACAAUCGUUAACAACAAGUUUACAAAAAUUGAAUAUAUGUUUUCCAUAUUUAAAAA